AUGUCGAGCAGGCCAUUCGGCUGCCGUUAGGGUUUCCGAGAAUUCGCCCGGCGGACUCGGACCCGGCAGCUCCUCUCCUCCUCUCUCUACCCAAUCUGCAACCUCACCUUCCCCGUCACCACUCUUCUCCUUGUCCAGAUCGAUUCCAUCGCGGUUCACCUCGUCUCCAACUCGGACAGACGCCAGCGCGUUCCUCUGCUCGUUCCGCCGCCGGGACACCUCGGGCGGCCGCCCGACCUCGCCUCAGUGGUGGAUCCGCCCCUGGCUAGAUCCAACCUCUCCCCUGCUCCUCCUCGUCCGCCGCUGGUAAUCGGCCAUGUCCAGUGUCCUACCGCCCUCUCGUCCACUGCAAGGUAAAAGCAACAUUAAUGGCGUCAACAAAGAACUGGAUUAUGACCCCCAGUGUGGCAUGAGCAAGGAGGAGUUCGAAUGGCGACGCAGUCGAGUAUCGACUGUAUGUCAGCGUGUGCCCGAGGCAUUGUACAAGUUUCAGAUUGAGUCGGAGAAGGUGCGGCUCCACUUCCGCGAUGACCCUCGUGCCCUCAAAAUAUGGGAUGAGUACAUACAUGAUGUCCAUCUUGCAGCUUCUCGUAACCUGAAGUAUUCCCUUUCUUUAUAUGCCCAGAAAUCUGGUUUGUAUGAGCAGCUAAUGAGACAUGCCUGCUCCAAUACUUCUGUUGGCAUGUUGGUUGGGCGAUAUGACAAGUUGAAACGUGCUACCAGAAACAAGAUGGUGCCUAUAGCUGUGGUAGUAGCCAGUACCGCUGCUGCAUUUGCUACUGGACUUGGACCUCGUCUAUCGAAGCAACAGCAGGCCAAUGACACCAAGCAGUAGUACCGGUGGACCAUGUUAUGUUUGUGUUAUAUGGGUCACUUUGUUAAUUUAAUACUUUCUGGUGUUAGUUAUGAAAUAUCGUUGGAACAGUGAAAGAUACAUUCUCGUUAGUUAUGAAAUAUCGUUAGGACUGAAA
This is a messenger RNA of Phragmites australis (common reed), 971 nucleotides long. RefSeq lists its product as uncharacterized. The record is from RefSeq and is a predicted model, not a curated record. The transcript has 4 exons. Lineage: Eukaryota; Viridiplantae; Streptophyta; Magnoliopsida; Poales; Poaceae. Bases 317 to 835 code for a protein of 172 amino acids.